AUGUCUCGACCAACAGGUACAACCAAGCAAAAGGUGGUAGAUGUACAUACACACAUGUACCCUCCCGAGUAUAUCAGCCUCCUCAAAUCAAGAAGCUCUAUCCCGAUGGUGCGGACUUUCUCCAAUGCGCCAGAGCCCCGGCUUAUUCUCCUCAACGCCGAGGUUGAUCUUGUCGCUGCUAUGGAGAGUGGAAGCUCGUCGACAUUGCCGGGCAGGCCGUUGACUUCUCAUUAUAGCGACUUGGCGCAGAAGAUCCAUUUCAUGGAUACGCACGGUAUAGACAUCUCGGUCAUUUCUCUGGCAAACCCUUGGCUUGACUUCGUCCCCUCAGCGGAUGCGAUACCAAUCGCGACAUCUAUAGCCAAGGAGUUUGACGACAUGUGCUCCAGUCAUCCAGGAAGACUCUUCUUCUUUGCGGCACUGCCGCUGACUGCCCCGUUGGACUCCCUCAAUGCCUGGGUGCCUCAACUCAAAAAAGCAAAGUAUUGUCGCGGAGUCAUUCUUGGUACGUCGGGACUGGGUAAAGGGCUGGAUGACCCUGAACUUCUCCCGGUAUUCGAAGCCUUGGAAACGGCGGGCCUGAUGAUCUUCCUCCACCCACAUUACGGACUUCCCAACGAAGUCUGGGGCCCAAGGGCGACUUCAAACAACGAGUACGGGCACGUACUGCCUCUCGCGUUGGGGUUCCCCAUGGAGACCACCAUCGCCGUCACGAGGAUGUAUCUCGCAGGGGUUUUUGAUCGUUUCAAGUCUCUGCGGAUGCUUCUUGCCCACAGCGGAGGUACGCUGCCAUUCCUGGCCGGCCGGAUCGAGAGCUGUAUCCUUCACGACGGUCACCUAGUCAAAGAAGGAAAGGUUGGGCCGAGUCGUAGGACGAUCUGGGAGGUCCUGAAGGAGCAGAUCUAUCUCGACGCCGUGAUAUACUCCGAGGUGGGCCUCAAGACAGCACUGCAAGCCAGUGGUGCGGACAGGCUCAUGUUCGGCACGGAUCACCCCUUCUUCCCGCCACUGACGAGCGACGAGCAAGGCGAGUGGGAAAGCGUAGGGCUGAAUGCCGAGGCCGUGACAAGAGCCUUGGGGUCGGGAACCCAGGAGGAAGCGGCCGUCAUGGGAGGGAACGCCGUAGUUCGUUCACCUUUGGGUCGAUCCGGCGUUGGCUCUACAGUGAGAUGGGGUCGCCACGAUGAAGAAAACGCUGUUGCUGUGUUUCAUACACGGCUUCAAGGUAACAAGGUCUCUGCCCACUUGAGGAUCAGCUCUGCUAAUCUCGUCGUCACCCACUCGCAGGGAGGAGAGGACACCUUCGGCCACAACUACCAGUUCACCGAGGAUCUCCGUCAGCGCCUCUCGAUCGCGCUCCCCAAGAUCGACAUCCGUGUGGUGGUAUAUCCCAAGUUCGAGACAAGAGGCGACCUAGCAGACUGCGUCAGUAGAUUCAGAGACUGGCUCCUAGAGAAAGUCAUCGACAUCGAGGUCGAGGCGCAGACCCCGAGCCCGACCGUCGACCCUUCGGUCCGCACCAUCCUCGUCGGCCACAGCAUGGGCGGCAUCGUCGCCGCCGAGACCGUCAUCGCCCUGACCUCGGACAAGCCCAUCCCGCCGCCGUCCUCCACGGACCCGGACGCCUCCACCACGGGCGCCCCGGCCGACAGCGCCUCGGCCUCGCUCAACUCGCUCAUGUUCCCCUACAUCCAGGGCGUGCUCGCGUUCGACACGCCCUACCUCGGCAUCAGCCCGGGCGUCGUGGCCCACGGCGCCGAGGGCCACUACACCAAGGCCUCCGAGGCCCUGACGCAGCUGAGCGGCCUGACCGGCGCCCUGUGGGGCGGCAGCGCCGGCGCGGCGUCGUCGUCGUCGUCGUCGUCGCGACAGCAGCAGGGCGGCGCAGCGAGAAAGGAGCCGGUCGCGGCGCUGCCCGCGCCGCCACCGCCUCAGCAGCAGCAGCAGGUCAACGACCAGCAGCAGAAGCAGGCCGGCGGCGGCGGCGGCGGCGGCGGGUGGGGCAGCUGGGGCAAGAUCGCCAUGUACGCGGGCGCGGGCGCGGCGCUGGCCGGCGGCGCGGCGGCGGCGUACCUGAAGCGCGACCAGAUCACCGAGGGCUGGACGUGGGCGGCGUCGCACCUCGAGUUCGUCGGGUGCCUGGCGCGCGGCGAGGAGCUGCGCCGGCGCACGGCCUACAUGGUGCGCGCGAACCGCGAGCUCGGGCUCGGCUUCGCCAACCUGUACACGCGGCUGGGCAGGGCCGCGCCGCCGAGGCAGGUCAGCAUGGUGGGCACGGUGAUGGGCAGCCAGCGCACGUUCUGCAACCUGCCGUCGCGGCAGGCGGCGGGGGACUGGCGUGAGGCCGUCAACGACGCGGCCUCGGACGAGACGUGGGCGCACAUGAGCAUGUUCGACCCCAAGGAGAACCCGGGCUACGAGAGGCUGGCCGACGAGGCGCGGGACCUCAUCGCCUCCUGGGCGAGGAACGACUGGUACGAGGCCAGCUCGGAGGAGGAGAAGCCCCGCAUUCUGGCAUGA
This is a messenger RNA of Thyridium curvatum, 2520 nucleotides long. RefSeq lists its product as uncharacterized. The record is from RefSeq and is a predicted model, not a curated record. The transcript is spliced from 5 exons. NCBI's taxonomy places the organism in Eukaryota, Fungi, Ascomycota, Sordariomycetes, Thyridiales, Thyridiaceae. The coding region runs from base 1 to 2520 and encodes 839 amino acids. Gene Ontology annotation, molecular function: hydrolase activity.